Tribolium madens (black flour beetle) is the source of this 3170-nucleotide messenger RNA. Its product is annotated as glutamate receptor ionotropic, kainate 2-like. The record is from RefSeq and is a predicted model, not a curated record. Gene Ontology annotation, molecular function: glutamate-gated receptor activity; transmitter-gated monoatomic ion channel activity involved in regulation of postsynaptic membrane potential. Gene Ontology annotation, cellular component: postsynaptic membrane; plasma membrane. The transcript is spliced from 14 exons. Gene Ontology annotation, biological process: monoatomic ion transport; synaptic transmission, glutamatergic; modulation of chemical synaptic transmission. Lineage: Eukaryota; Metazoa; Arthropoda; Insecta; Coleoptera; Tenebrionidae. Bases 94 to 2649 code for a protein of 851 amino acids.
UUGCGGGUCUGCAAGAGCCACUCAAUAACGGUCGCGUCGAUACGUUCUGAGUGUUGUGCUUUGAAGAAAAAGUGAAGAAUUGCAGAUGUUUUCAUGAUGGAGUGGCUAACGCAAUUGCUUUUAGUGCUUCCGCUAAUGAAAUUUUCCAACACUCUUCCAGACGUGAUCCGAAUAGGUGGAUUGUUUCAUCCUGCUGAUGAUAAGCAAGAGAUCGCAUUUAGAUAUGCGGUGGAGAAGAUCAACAGCGAUCGGAUGAUCCUGCCGAGAUCCAAACUCAGUGCACAGAUCGAGAAAAUGUCCCCGCAAGACAGCUUUCACGCAUCGAAAAAAGUUUGUCACCUAUUGCGAAGUGGAGUGGCUGCCAUCUUCGGGCCUCAGUCGGCACAUACGGCCAGUCACGUGCAGUCAAUAUGUGAUACGAUGGAAAUCCCGCACCUGGAGACCCGAUGGGACUAUAGACUCCGGAGGGAAAGCUGUCUAGUCAACCUGUAUCCUCAUCCCACUACGCUGUCCAAGGCGUAUGUGGAUUUAGUGAAAGCCUGGGGCUGGAAAUCCUUCACUAUAAUUUACGAGAAUAAUGAGGGUCUGGUGCGGUUGCAGGAGUUGUUGAAAGCUCACGGUCCCUACGAGUUUCCCAUCACAGUACGCCAGCUUGGGGAAAGCUCUGAUUACAGGCCACUGCUGAAGCAGAUCAAGAAUUCUGCAGAGUCGCAUAUCGUUUUAGACUGUUCGACGGAGAGGAUUUACGAUGUUUUGAAACAAGCGCAACAGAUCGGGAUGAUGAGCGACUAUCACAGCUAUCUCAUAACAUCUUUAGAUCUGCACGGCGUGGAUCUGGAGGAGUUCAAAUACGGAGGUACUAAUAUAACGGCUUUCCGACUCGUGGAUCCUGAUGGACCGGAAGUUCGUAAAGUUGUACGAGAAUGGAAUUUAAGCGAAGCAAAGAACAAGAAAGGAGAAAUUUCAUCAAUAAUUCGGGCAGAAACGGCCUUAAUGUACGACGCGGUGCAUUUGUUUGCGAAAGCACUUCAUGAUUUGGAUACCAGCCAACAAAUCGACAUCAAACCUCUGAGUUGCGACGCCGUGGAUACCUGGCCUCAUGGCUACAGUCUCAUUAACUACAUGAAAAUCGUCGAAAUGCGGGGUUUGACCGGAGUGAUCAAGUUUGACCAUCAGGGAUUUAGGAGUGAUUUCGUGUUGGAUAUCAUCGAGUUGAACAAGGAAGGGCUCAAGAAAAUUGGGACGUGGAACUCGACCGAAGGUGUUAAUUUUACGAGGACUUAUGGAGAGGCCUACACUCAAAUCGUGGAGAUUAUUCAGAAUAAAACUUUUGUCGUCACCACGAUUCUAAGUUCUCCGUAUGUGAUGCGUAAAGAGGCAAGUGAAAAAUUGACCGGGAACGCUCAGUUUGAGGGCUACGCCGUCGAUUUAAUCCACGAGAUAUCGCGAGUCCUGGGCUUCAACUAUACCAUCCGUCUGGCACCAGAUGGUAGAUAUGGAUCUUUAAAUCGGGAAACGAAAGAAUGGGACGGAAUGAUCCGAGAAUUGUUAGAUCAAAAAGCCGAUCUGGCAAUCGCUGACUUGACUAUCACUUACGACAGAGAACAAGCUGUAGAUUUUACGAUGCCUUUUAUGAAUCUAGGCAUCAGUAUUUUGUACCGAAAGCCAAUAAAGCAGCCACCGAAUCUCUUUUCCUUCUUAUCGCCUCUAUCUCUGGACGUUUGGAUAUACAUGGCGACGGCUUAUCUAGGAGUUUCGGUUUUACUCUUCAUUUUAGCCAGGUUCACUCCUUACGAGUGGCAGAACCCACACCCAUGCAACCCCAAUCCGGACCAUCUCGAGAACCAGUUCACUUUAUUUAAUUGCAUGUGGUUCGCUAUUGGUUCUUUAAUGCAGCAAGGAUGCGACUUUUUACCCAAAGCUGUUUCCACAAGAAUGGUAGCCGGAAUGUGGUGGUUCUUCACUUUAAUCAUGAUUUCUUCAUACACUGCUAACUUGGCUGCAUUUUUGACUGUGGAGAGAAUGGACUCACCCAUUGAAAGCGCAGAUGAUUUAGCUAAACAGACCAAAAUUAAAUACGGGGCACUUCGAGGAGGCUCCACUGCUGCCUUCUUCCGGGACUCGAACUUCUCGACUUAUCAACGAAUGUGGUCGUUUAUGGAGUCCCAAAGACCGUCAGUUUUCACCGCUAGUAACGUUGAAGGAGUAGAACGUGUCGUUAAAGGCAAAGGCAGCUAUGCUUUUCUUAUGGAAUCCACUUCGAUCGAAUAUGUAAUAGAGCGAAAUUGCGAGUUGACCCAAGUGGGAGGAAUGCUCGAUUCGAAAGGAUAUGGCAUCGCCAUGCCUCCAAAUUCCCCGUUCAGGACUGCAAUUAGUGGUACAAUAUUAAAGUUGCAAGAAGAGGGAAAACUUCACAUAUUGAAAACACGGUGGUGGAAAGAGAAACGGGGCGGAGGAGCUUGCCGCGAUGAUACGACCAAAACCAGCAGCACAGCUAAUGAAUUAGGUCUGGCAAACGUAGGAGGAGUCUUUGUCGUGCUGAUGGGCGGAAUGGGAGUAGCGUGUGUUAUAGCAGUGUGUGAAUUUGUAUGGAAAUCAAGGAAAGUUGCAGUGGAAGAAAGGGUGAGCAGCAUUCUACACGACACGUAGCUAUAAGAGAAAACUUAGUUAAUAAUUUUGUCCUGAACGAAAAAAAGGUGCUUGCCAGAUAGCAAACGCCUUUUUGCGAAGAUAUUUUAUUUACGUAAGCUCAAUAGUUUGUAAAUAUGUUGUACAUUGUACAAUUUUUAUAAUAAUAUCCGACAUGAUAUUUCGCUGUUUUGUAAGGUCAAGGGUCACGUGAUCUGCAAUCCUUCUAGUAAAUAUUAACACAAACUGUAUAUACAUACGAGCUUUGUUGUAAGAUCAGGGUCGCUCUUUUAUUUAGAGAAACGAAUUUAUCGACAAUAUCGAUCCAUAUAUUGUCACAAUCAAGAGAAUGUAAUUUUUAUUAAAGUAUACUUUACUAAAACAGACUAUUUAGCAAGUUUUUAGUAAAGUAUACACAGGGUGUUCUAGAAUAAAUUUUCAGCAGAGUUAUGAUUUUUCUAUACUCGUUUUCAUAUUAAUGUGCAUCGAAGUAGUUGCUGAAAGGGAUCAUUUUAUGGUGGCAAUCAGGCGAAAAUUUAAAC